AUGGCGGGAACACGGAGAGGAACCAGCAGGGGAGCCGACGGAAAGAUGGACAUUGAGGUGGCAGGCAUGGGGCUCGGACGGCAAUUGGGGAGAGCAGACACAAUCAGGACGGUCAGGACGGCACCAACCUCAGGAAUGGGACUGAAGCGGCUCAAGUCACACGGUGGCUGGCCCCAGGCUGAAGGUUCGGCAGCGGAGCGUCGCAGGAGGAUGCCGGAGGAUGAGGUAAUCUGCAGCGGUAGCGAGCGGAUGACGUCUGUCACGCCGAGAAAGCUGACCACAACGAAGGGGAAAGAAGGAACAGGACGCACUCUGCAAGAACGAGCAAGGCGACGGACUUUCGGUCGAGGAAGAGAAGCAGAGGCAGUACGAGAAUUCGAAACGGCACGCUUUUCAAGGGCGGAUGCAGACCAGUUGCAGCUCGCUCGCCGCUGGGGGCGGGCGCGUUUGAGGAUCGCCAGAAGCCAGAAGAAGCUCGGGCGCGCAUCGAGACCGGACCAGCGACACCAUCCGCGUCGACGGCCUGUCUUCGUCGCCUUUGCCACGCUCUCCCCAUGCACACCGGCGCCCAUCGUUCUGCACAGCAUGCCGGAGAUUUCUGCAGCUGCUCCUUCGCACCUUGCAGCUCAUCACAGGGCCGCUCCAGCACCACUCUUCUCCAGGCUGUCAGCAAAAGCGCGCCACCGGCAGAAGCAGCAGUCCCUGCCUCCUUGUUCUCGUGUCCACGCAGCUGCCUCGUCCGACAGCCCAGAUCGAAUACAAGAGCCCCGUCUGCUCGCCGACUGCUGCUUUGACUCUGUUGUGCGCAGCCUGGAUGCUCUCUUCUCGUCAAGCCAGCUGGCUUCGGACUGCUAUCGAUUGGCUUUCCCGGUCUGGUUCCCACUCGGCCCGUGA
Messenger RNA from Verruconis gallopava, 894 nucleotides. RefSeq lists its product as uncharacterized. NCBI's taxonomy places the organism in Eukaryota, Fungi, Ascomycota, Dothideomycetes, Venturiales, Sympoventuriaceae. The transcript has a single exon. The coding region runs from base 1 to 894 and encodes 297 amino acids. The record is from RefSeq and is a predicted model, not a curated record.